ACAUGCUUGGCUCUUGCACACCACACUGUUGUUGAUUGUGUGCGCUUUGAUCUGGGUGCAUCUGACAUGCAGUACUUUCUUUCUUGUUAAGGAAGGCAUGAACUUGCAGAGAGACAUGCUGCAUGAUUCACACUUAUGAGUCAAAACAGCUCCAGUGAUCUGCACAGGCAGGCGUGGAGGACAGUGGGAUAGUGUCAGCUGAUCACAGUCUGUUCUGCUAGAGAAGAGUUCGCCUGUCCUCAAGCCACAGACGCUUUUUGGAAGUUACUCUUGACCCUCCAGAUUCACACCGCUGUCUUCAAUGUGAAGAUUUAGGUGAGGCACAAGUCAACCAUUGUUUUGCUGAGCACACUGAGCACAUUUAAAGGAGAGGAGACGUGGAAGAGAAGAGAAGAGAAAAGAAAAGAAAAGAAGAGAGAAAGAGGGCGGCUUGCCUAAUGGCAGAGAGCUGGAUGUCCCAGUGAGGUCAGGUCGGACGGGAGGUCAUGGGGUCAUUCACGCUGGGGAAAGCUGCUUCUCUGGAGCUACUACUGGAAGCCUGCAUUCAUGCGUUUGACGAUGAAGGAGAGCUGCAUGAAAAUCAGCUUCCCCGAACUCUUCUGCUGAUGCAUCGCUGGUAUGUGUCCUCCACCGAGCUCGCUGGGAAACUUCUGAUUAUGUAUCGUGACUGUCGGGGAGAUGACUGCCAGCGGACACGACUGAAGAUCUGCUAUUUAAUGAGGUACUGGAUUGCUGAAUUCCCUGCAGAGUUUGAUCUGGAUCUAGGUUUGAUCCGUCUUACAGAAGAAUUUCGAGAUGCAGCUGCUCAACUGGGUGGUGACGAGCACAUUAAACUACUUGACAUUUCUACAAUCCCCUCGUAUGACUGGAUGCGUAAACUGACUCAGCGAAAGAAGCAGGUGAAGAAGGGUAAAGCGUCACUGCUCUUUGAUCAUCUGGAACCCAUCGAGUUGGCCGAACAUCUCACCUUCUUAGAGUACAAGUCCAUCAGGAGGAUAUCGUUCACAGAUUACCAGAGUUACGUGAUUCACGGCUGUCUAGUAGAUAACCCCACUUUAGAGCGCUCCAUCGCUCUGUUCAACGGGAUCUCCCAGUGGGUUCAGCUGAUGGUUCUCAGUAAACUCACCCCUCAGCACAGAGCAGAGGUCAUCAACAAAUACAUCCAUGUUGCACAGAAACUGCUCCACCUGCAGAACUUUAACACGCUGAUGGCUGUGGUUGGGGGUCUGAGUCACAGCUCUAUUUCCCGCUUGAAGGAAACUCAUUCUCACCUCAGUCCAGAGGUCACCAAGAUCUGGAAUGAAAUGACAGAGCUGGUUUCGUCAAAAGGCAAUUACUGUGCUUACCGCAAAGCCUUCAGUGAAAGCGAAGGGUUUAAGAUCCCAAUCCUAGGCGUUCACCUGAAGGACCUGAUCGCUGUGCACGUGGUCUUCCCAGACUGGGUGGAAGAUGGGAAAGUGAACAUUGUGAAAAUGCAGCAGCUGUAUCUCACCUUUAAUGAGCUGGUGUCUCUGCAGAGUGCUGUGGCUCAGGUGGAGCCCAACAUGGACCUGAUCUACCUGCUCACUCUGUCCUUGGAUCUGUACUACACUGAGGAUGAAAUUUAUGAGCUGUCCCUUCUUAGAGAACCCCGUAACCCCAAAUCUCAGCCCACCUCACCCACAACGCCCAACAAACCUCUGGCUCCGCUGGACUGGGCCUCUGGGGUCACCACCAAACCCGAUCCUUCAGUGGUCAACAAACACAUCAGAAAAGUUGUGGAUUCUGUCUUUCGUAACUACGACCAUGACCAUGACGGCUACAUAUCUCAGGAAGACUUUGAGAGUAUCGCUGCAAAUUUCCCUUUCCUCGAUUCCUUCUGCGUGCUUGAUAAAGACCAGGAUGGAUUGAUCAGUAAGGAUGAGAUGAUGGCGUAUUUCCUGCGUGCCAACCCAUUGCUGCAGUGUAAAAUGGGGCCUGGGUUUAUUCACAACUUCCAGGAGAUGACUUACCUGAAGCCAACGUUCUGUGAACACUGCGCUGGAUUUCUCUGGGGAAUUAUUAAACAAGGAUACAAGUGCAAAGACUGUGGUGUUAACUGCCAUAAACAGUGUCGUGAGCUGCUGGUUUUAGCGUGUCGGCGUCUCCCUCGUUCCACUUCCCUGGGCAAUGUGUCUCCUGGAGUGCUCACACACAGCUCUUUACCCAGCAGCCCCAGCCUGCCCACCUGUAAAGAUGACGAUGAGGUGUUUACGUUCCCUGCCGUGUCGUCGUCAUCAGGCUCUGAUCUGGAGGGUAAGUCCAUCACCCUGAUGACAGGUUCAGCCCAGCGCAUCUCAGUGCGGCUUCAGAGAGCCACCACCAGUCAGGCCACGCAGACAGAGCCCUUGUGGCCUGAAAAUGGCUGGGUGGCCGUCGCAGACAGUGGGUCACACACCUUCCCCAAAAUGAGAUAUAGGCCACACCGCAAAGCAUCCAAGAGCAAAGGCUUUGCUCGCUGGGAGAACGACACGCAGAGUUCGGCAGCGGCGAGGAACAGCAGGAACUCCCAGGAGCACAGCGAAGAGUCCCAGCAGAACGGACUCGCAGAACAACAUAUGAACAAAACCAGGACCUCUGAGAUCAGCUGACUUGACUGCUCUGUGGGCCCAUGCAGGACACCCUGGAGCCUGUCAGGACCACGGCCCAGAGGGCUGUCCGCUCUCGGGGGCGUGCUGGGGUGCCUCAUGCCUCCAGUGGAUCAGGAAUAGGGCCACUAUUUCCACAGCCACAGUAAAAGAGGGGCGGCAGGCAACCCGCUGGCUGAACUGGGGGAAGGGUUGCAUCAAAGGAAAGGUCUCGGACUAAACAGAGAGUGACUGCGCUGUGCCGUCCUGGUUGGAAAUCUUACUGAGAAUCACUGGAAGCUGAUGUGACGGAGACAUCAGCGUGAUAAUAGAUGAGUGAGCGAGAGUAUUUAAGGUAUGCCGUUGACGUGUUUGCGACGCACGCUCUGAUUUUCGAUCUCCCAAAACACUACUCUGAAAGGACACAGUGGAUGUGAAGGUUAUAUUCGGGCCGUCUGAAGUCGAGCAUGGAUCUGGGAAAGAUGAAGAUCAACGUAUGUAUAAUCGGACAUUAAAACACUAACUUCAUUUAUGUGUUACCCAGCAACACAUUAUGAUCUGAAGUGGAAGGUACGUCGAGUUUUAAAACCCUUUACCCCAAAUAUAAUUAUAAAACCCACUUACACUGUUUUACAGAAUGGUUUGCACCAUAGUUGUACCUCCUGUGCUUGAGAAAAUUCAGACAAGUAACCUCUGACCUGCUUAGCAACAUUAAUAGCUAUGCGAGGUUGAAAUGAUCUUUAUAUAUACAUGAAUUCAAAGACUUUUCUGCCGACACAGGUGUGCCGUCAGCCAGGUGUUUAUAUGGCCUCUGUUGCUAAGCGGCAGAUGAGUCCAUCGACAGUCUGUCGCCAAGGCAACCCACCGUCCUUCAGCGCCAUAUGUUCUGAAAUAAGUUUGACACCCAGACUCUCGGCUCAGUUAGAGCCCAACAGCCUCAGAUGGGACGAGCCUUAUACAAUCAUUUCUGCAGACAGUGUAUGUGAGAGAGAGAGCACAGGUGGAUCAAAUGAGCUAAGACAAAUAAUAAUUAUAGUGAGUCUUUGAGCCUAUAGGAUUAUAUGCUCUUCUGGCAAUACAUUGGCAGAUAGCACAGUUCCCCAGCAAAUGAACAUUCUGUCAUUAUUUACUCACCCUCAUGGCUAAAGUGAGUUUAUUUUUUGUAUUUAUUGUGAAAAGCUGCCCUUUUUCAAUACAAUGACGUUAAUGGUGACCACGUCUACCAGGAAAGGUUUUUAGCAAAUAUCAAUUUAAAGGGAUAGUUCACCCUGAAAUGAAAAUUCUGUCAUUAUUACGCUCUCUCACGUUGCCCUAAACCUGUAAAACCUCUUAGGAACACAAAUUAAGGCAUUUUUGAUGAAAUUCAAGAUCUUUCCGACCCUCCCUAGACAGCAAUGCAACUGCCACAUUCAAGGCCCAGAAAGGUAGUAAGGACUCGUUGAAAGAGCAAAAUUUAUAAAACAGAAAAAAAAAUAUUCUUGUAACUUCAGAAAACUACAGCUAAACCACUGAUUUCACAUGGACUGUCUAUGGAGGAUUAGAAAACUUGUGUUUCGAUGAUGAAUAAAAGGUCUCACGGAUUUGUAACAACAAGAGGGACAUGCAAGUGAUUAAUGACAGCAUUUUAGCAUUUUUGGGUAAACUAUCCCUCAGUAACCCGCUGCAAAAAAAUCUACUGAAGGCUUAUGAGGGCUUAGCAUGAGUCUAAUGUAAUGUACAAGUAUGGUGUGGUUUUUUUUUUUUUAUUCCCAUUUACAUUCACUGUAUGGAAGAUAUCAUCUUAAAAGGUCUUCAUAGAAAAGUCAUAUGGUGAGAGGCGACAUGCGAGACAUUAAUUUAAAUGCAUGCUAAAUUAAUGUUAGAUGCCAGUGAUUCCUGAAACGGUUAAGAAACCUUCACGUGUAGCCUAGUGCUGAACGCGCUUGCCUGUUGCCAUAGUCAUUAGAGUACUAUUCUAAUUCUUUGCUAAUGAUUUUGCCCUCAUCUGUGUAUGUCUGGCAACAUGAUAGAUGUGUAUCUGUAGUGCUAGUUAGAAUUUAAAUGGUCAGAGAUCAGAAGAUGAGGCGACUCUCAGAAGGCACAUGCUGAAAGUAAUUCAUUUGAUUUGAUGUAGCAUAUAAAGCAUACUACUGAAAGGGAUAGUUCGCACAAAAAAUACGAUUCUUCAUUGCUAUAUGUAAGUUCAUACAAUGAAAUUCAAUAGGUACCAAGACUGGUUAUUGUUUUUCAUUUUUGACUUAACUAUCCCUUUAAAAUGUUACAACUUAAGCGUGACUUUCAGAGCCUUAAAGUAGCAGAAACUCCUGUGGGAUAUUUGUAAUACAUCUGCUGUCUUUCACUUGUUGGAAAGUGAGAAUUACUGCUAACGUGUCGAGCACACAUUAUUUGACAUACGAGCAGCAGCAGCAGUCACAUCAACACAAUUUCUUGUGCAAACAUCUUUACAUAAUACAAGCUUUUGCGAAAUCAAGAGAUGUGUAUUGAAAAACUGAUGACUCCUGACUCUUCUGAGCCAUCAGAAGAUAUGGCCAACAAUUACUGCUGUAAAAUGAUCAACCUUGUCAUUGCUGUAUUGAAUUUAUCUUUAUCUCAUGAAUGGUCAUGUUUCUGGUUAAUGCCAGGUUUACAUGAGGGAAAGGUGUACAUUUACUACAUUUUGAACAUCAAGCUUAAAGACCCGUUUAUUACCAAGGAUCUUGCUGCACUUAUUUCUCCUCACUAUAUAUGAAAAAAAUAUUAAGCAAUCUAAUUAUUAGGUUCUUCCCAUGCCGAAAUAAGGUUGUGUCAUCUCAGCGUCUCAGGGUUGCCAGUGAAGAUAAGCUUGACCCAUAAAACUGAAUAUUAAACAUCAAGGGAUUUUUACCAUCUCGACUAAAAUAUUUGGACACCAUUUACGUAACUUUAGCUGGAAAAGUAUCACAUUGAGAGUAUUUAUAGUGUAUUUUUGAAGACACAAAAAACUGGAUUUAGAUUUGAGCUUAGUCUGCUAUUACUAGAAUGACUGUAAUAACUGAAUGUGUCAUAUGUAGAAACGUUCUGUGAUUCCUUUUAUUGCACUGUUAUAACUUACCUGCUGUUCAUGGAAAACAUCGAUAAACACACUACCCUAAAACAGACUAAAUCACAACUAUUCAGAAAAUUCUUUAGCUUUUAAAAACGUUCUAGUUUGUGUUUAAUGUUUCCUAACGACUGAUUUAAAACUGUGAUUAAGUGACUUUGAAUGUUUAGAAAAUUGUUUAGGCCAUUUUGCAGGUAUUCAAAUAAAUUGCCGUCUGUCACCCCCAUGUGGCCAUUGUAUUUAUAAGCAUGUCACAAGCACAUAGGAAUCAUAGUUUCUGAAGAAUUCUUGUUUUUAACUUAAGUUGUUUUUGUCACUGUAACUUCUGAUAUUUUAUUGCCACUGUAAUGCAAGAAAAAGAAUCUUUAUUUGAAAAUGAUUAGAUUUCUGUGAUUAAAAAAAAUAAAAAUACA
Molecule: messenger RNA, 6056 nt
Organism: Puntigrus tetrazona (Sumatra barb)
Lineage: Eukaryota; Metazoa; Chordata; Actinopteri; Cypriniformes; Cyprinidae
Gene: rasgrp3
Product: RAS guanyl releasing protein 3 (calcium and DAG-regulated)
Exons: 18
Coding region: 486-2609 (707 amino acids)
Biological process (GO): positive regulation of GTPase activity; Ras protein signal transduction
Cellular component (GO): plasma membrane
Molecular function (GO): calcium ion binding; guanyl-nucleotide exchange factor activity
Source: RefSeq, a predicted model, not a curated record